CAAGCCCAGUCUUUCUCCAGCUACCUCUGCAACGGUGAGGCUGAAUCUGACAGCCUUAGAGACCUUGGAGCAGCCAAGUUCAGGUUAACUAAGCCGGGCCAGCAGCCCUCCCAGUCGCAGGUGGCGCUGUCCUCUUCCUUACUGCCUGCACGAAGACGACCCCGCUCUCGAAUCUGGGGUGAGAGGAAGGGGCGGGUCAAAGCUCCGUAGCCUGGGUGGGGCGCGUCCAAAGGGUUGACGGGGUGUGUGGGGGGGGGGAGAGGGUGGUGAAGGGGAAUGGAGAUCGUCCUCGGCUCCAGCCUUUUAAGAGUAAGGCAGGGGCGGCUUAAGGCGGUUUGAGGCAAAACUCUAGUUUGUGCCCCGCUGGGGCCACGUGAUCGGAGAGGUCCCGCCCCCCAGCCAGGUGUUCCAGUCGUGACUCCAGCACUGGCGGCGUCCCAAUCCCACGGGUUUGAGGCGCCAGAGGACCCGCCCUGGGGCUCAUGGCGGCGCCGGUUCGCCUGGGCCGGAAGCGCCCGCUGCCGGCUUGCCCCAACCCACUCUUUGUGCGCUGGCUGACCGAGUGGAGGGACGAGGCAGCCAGCAGGGGGCGCCGCACUCGCUUCGUGUUUCAGAAGGCGCUGCGCUCCCUCCGCCGGUACCCGCUGCCCCUCCGCAGCGGGAAGGAAGCUAAGAUCCUCCAGCACUUCGGAGACGGACUCUGUCGGAUGCUGGACGAGCGGUUACAGCAGCAUGGAGCAUCCGGCGGUGAGCGCCUCCCUCCCGCAGGUGACCUUGCCCCAGUCCCACCGUCUGGAGAAAAGAGUCCAUCCAGGGAAGGGUCUCCUGCCCAAGUCCAGGACUCUUCCAUGCCAGUUCCUGCCCAGCCCCAAGCAGGAGACUCUGGAAGCUACUGGCCUGCUAGGCACUCAGGAGCCAGAGCUGUCCUGCUGGAGCUCUACCGGGAGCACCUGAAUACUGAUGGCCACAGCUUCUUAACCAAGGAGGAACUGCUGCAGAGGUGUGCCCAGAAGGCCCCUAAGGUAGCCUCUGGGAGUGCUCGACCCUGGCCUGCACUCCGUGUCCUCCUCCACAGGAACCUGGUUCUUAGGACACACCGACCAGCCAGGUAUUCACUGACCCCAGAGGGCCUGGAGCUAGCCCAGAAGUUGGCUGAGUCAGAAGGCCUGAGCUUGCUGAGCGUGGGCACUGGGCCCAAGGAGCCCCAUGGGGAGGAACCAGCAGUGCCAGAAGCAGCCUCUGCUGAGCUUGGUGCCAGUGAAGGAGGGGUCCAGCAGCUGCAGUUGGAGCUGAGGCCUGGAGAGUAUAGAGUGCUGUUGUGUGUGGACAUUGGCGAGACUAGGGGGGCAGGACACAGACCAGAGUUACUCCGAGAGCUCCAGAGGCUACAUGUGACCCACACAGUGCGCAAGUUGCAUGUUGGGGACUUUGUGUGGGUAGCACAGGAGACUAGGCCCAGAGACCCAGCAAGACCUGCGGAGUUAGUCCUGGACCACAUUGUGGAACGCAAGCGGCUGGAUGACCUGUGCAGCAGUAUCAUCGAUGGCCGCUUCCGGGAGCAGAAGUUCCGCCUGAAGCGCUGUGGCCUGGCGCGCCGUGUAUACCUGGUAGAGGAGCAUGGCUCAGUCCACAACCUCAGCCUUCCUGAGAGCACACUGCUGCAGGCGAUCACCAACACCCAGGUCAUCGAUGGCUUCUUUGUGAAGCGCACAGCUGACAUUAAAGAGUCAGCUGCCUACCUGGCCCUGUUGACUCGGGGCCUGGAGAGAUUCUAUCAGGGCCACACACUACGCAGCCGCCCCUGGGAGACCCCAGGGGAUCCUGAAUCAGGGACAAGACCCUCCCCAAACCCUCUGUGCUCACUCCUCACCUUCAGUGACUUCAAUGCGGGAGCCAUGAAGAACAAGGCCCAGUCUGUGCGAGAAGUGUUUGCCCGGCAGCUGAUGCAGGUGCGUGGACUGAGUGGGGAAAAGGCAGCAGCUCUGGUGGAGCGAUACAGCACCCCUGCGAGCCUCCUGGCCGCCUAUGAUGCCUGUGCCACCCCCAAGGAACAGGAGAUGCUGCUGAGCACCAUCAAGUGUGGGCGUCUGCAGAGGAAUCUGGGACCCACUCUGAGCAGAACCUUGUCCCAGCUCUACUGUAGCAACAGCCCUCUGACCUGAGCUAUAUGUGCCACAAGACAGCCUCUGGCCCAUCUGCCCCCUCCACCCAUGCCAACCAGCCUUUUUACUGGGCUCUUUAGGACUACAAUAAAAGCCUUAGGUGUUCGCAGCCUUAUAUACUAGGGAGAAGAUAUCUGGCCCAGGACCCUUUUGAAAUUGCAGGAACUGGAAGAUGAGACCAUGUGGUGCAGUGUUUUUUUUUUUUUUCUUUUUGAGAUGCUAAGGAUGGAACACAGAGCCUUAUGCAUGAUAGGCAAGAACUCUACUACUAAGCUAAAUCCCCAGGCCAUCCAGUGCUUUUAAAAACAAGUUCCUGUCCAGAUGUGGUGGUACACGCCUGUAAUAACAGCACUUGGAAGGUUGAGGCAGGAGGAUCAAAUUCAAGGCCAGCCUGGGCUACAUUGUGAGACCCUGUCUCAAAAAAUAAUAAAUAAAGUAAGCUCUUUGGGAUCUGUAGUUCCCUGGUCAGGGAGAUGGAGUCAAUGGGCCAUUGUAGCUUUGAGUCUACUUUAUGUAAUCAGAUGGUCCUAUAAGUCAAGUAAGAGGUUCUAUAACUUGGUAAAGAAGCUAGAAAAACACUCAUGUCUGUUCACCUCAUUUUGUAGAUUGGAAAACAGGCCCUGGGAAACUAGUAAGUCUUGUCCAAAUGUCUAGUUUGAAGCAGAACUAGGGUUGGGACCCAGGCCUCCUGGGACUGUCCCUAGCAGGGUUUCUCAGGACCGCUACAAAUCAGCCAAGCUUAGUGCUCUGGGAUGUGCUCAUUUCAUUAACUCCUCCCUACUUGGGAUGAUUCUGAACCCUGUGGUACAUAGCUCCCCAGACUGUCCCCGUUUAGGGGAACUUGGCCUUUAUGGGCACAGCCUGGCCCCUUCCCCAGCUGAGGUUAACCAUCUACCUCAGCCACCAGAACUCCUUUCUCCCUUUAUUGCCUUUCUCUUUCUGCCUUUCACAACAUCUUCCCUUUUAGUAGAACAGUCAUCUCUGAACUCCAGGCUCCUUAGCUACAGGGGGCUGCAGGGAAAGU
This is a messenger RNA of Castor canadensis (American beaver), 3186 nucleotides long. It is a transcript of the gene Mus81, whose product is annotated as MUS81 structure-specific endonuclease subunit. Lineage: Eukaryota; Metazoa; Chordata; Mammalia; Rodentia; Castoridae. Gene Ontology annotation, cellular component: nucleus; Holliday junction resolvase complex. The record is from RefSeq and is a predicted model, not a curated record. Gene Ontology annotation, molecular function: 3'-flap endonuclease activity; crossover junction DNA endonuclease activity; DNA binding. Gene Ontology annotation, biological process: double-strand break repair via break-induced replication; DNA catabolic process; mitotic intra-S DNA damage checkpoint signaling.